Cyanistes caeruleus (blue tit) is the source of this 3630-nucleotide messenger RNA. RefSeq names its product mesenchyme homeobox 1 (gene MEOX1). Lineage: Eukaryota; Metazoa; Chordata; Aves; Passeriformes; Paridae. Gene Ontology annotation, molecular function: DNA-binding transcription factor activity, RNA polymerase II-specific; RNA polymerase II cis-regulatory region sequence-specific DNA binding. The record is from RefSeq and is a predicted model, not a curated record. Gene Ontology annotation, cellular component: nucleus. Gene Ontology annotation, biological process: somite development; positive regulation of transcription by RNA polymerase II.
UAAAUUAAAUAUUCUGCAUUGGCAAAACCUUCUGGACUCUGACUUAGAUUCUGCCAGUGCCUGAGACAUUUGCAGCAUUCACAAAUUCAUCAUAGCCUGGCCUGCCAGAAAAAGAGCAAUCUGAGGGUCUUCCUCCUGCCUGUGAAUAUGAAAUGCUUUUAAAUGUUUACUGUUUAAUGAAACGGAGCAACUGAUUUAAGUAUUUAGGUGAGUUCUUCCUAGAGAAUGAAUUAGCUAUCAGAUAUUGAGUAUUCUGCAUGAAAAAUUAGAUUCCUGUGAUAGAAAGGAAUUCAAUGUUCUUGUUCAGAAGGAUCUAAACUAAAAUCAUUUGAUUUCCUGGAAAAGGCCAAGUUCUAAAAACCAACAGAUAUAACAGGAUAAACACAUUCCCCACCUCACCUAGAAUUCCAUGAAAUUUUACAAUUCUGAACUAUACAAAACCCAAAAUAAAGUAUCACUUCAGCUCCUGUGAAAAAUGAAGACCUCACAUCUGUUAAAUCUCUGCUCCUGAGAAAACCCAGCAGCAGUGGUGGGAGAAGGGAAGGAGGCACACACAACGUGGAGCAAGGCCCGGGGGACAUUUGAAAUGGUUGUAAGAUUCUGGAACACAUGCACAUGUAAAUUGUCACUAAAAAUAUUGAGAACAACCUUGAGAGGAGUUGCAGUAACCCUGGCAUAGAAGGGCUUGGGACAUUCUCAGCUGCCAUACUUCUGUGAAAAAGGGAUUGAGAACAGAUUCCCUGUUAAUGUCUUCUCUGCUGGGAUGGCUCUAGGGUCUAAAAAAUCUGCUUUCUGUUAGGAAAAACUAUAAAAUGUUCAACAAAAGAUUAACAAUGUCUUUCACUGGCAUAAAAUCAGGAGAUUUCCUUGCAGGAGGGUGUGUUGAAAAUUCCCUAGAAAGUCGAAUAUAGAAAGAAUGACUGUCACUGGCAGCAAACUCCAACUCUCAGCAAAUACAUGUGUUACAAAUCUAACUAAACAAACAAACAUCAUUCAAAGCCUUGCAUGUGUGUAUAAACCAGGUUGAAUAAUUUUUUUUUUUUACCUUAGGAUUGGGCAUUAAAUUAUAUAUAAUUAGUGGAGUUCUUUCUUACUUCUAUUUCCCACUUUAGUUCUUGAAUUUGGCGUCUAUUGAAUACUGUUUUAGGGCUUUUUCUAAACUCAAGAUGGAGAAUUUUGUUAACAGUGCAAUAAAAAUAACUUCAUAGUGUUACAAGGAAACAUUAAAGACUUUUUUGUGCGCUGCUCUUUCCCUUAAAAAAAAAAAAUACAGACAUUGUUUCUUUAAAAGGCUCCAUCUGCAAAUCCCAUUAGAUGUGCAUAUAAGGUUUCAGAUGAUUAAUAGCUGCCUGCUUUGCUUUGGUUGGAGGGGCUGAGGGUAUGUGUGUUAACCCCUCCCGCCCCUCACUCACAUUUCACUUCACAAACUUGUCACUGUCUCCCCAGCACAGUAUUUAAAAAGUGUUUCGCUCAUGCCCAGCACUUCACAAGGAAGCAACUCAUGGCAAUCCCUGCAGAAAUCUGGUAGCUCCAGUCAGGGCAAUGAAGACCUUUAGGGUUCCUGAAGUAGCAAACCUGCAACAGCGUCAAACCCACAAGCAAACUGUUGUUUAGAGAGGAGAUCUAUUCUGUAAAAUUUGGGAGAGUUUCCCUCUGCUUCUCUUCUGCUUUUGAAGGCUGAGCUGUCACCAGCCAGGAGCACUGAGGUGUGGACAGGACUGGAAGCAGAUGGAUCCCAGCAGCAGCAGCUGCAUGCGCAGCCCACAGCCUCCCACCCUGCUCUGGGGGUGUGUGAGGAGCUCCCACACCGACCUGAGCACAGCUCCAGGGCUCAGCCACUAUCCAGCAGCAGCACCAUUCUCCUUCCAGCAAAAACCAGAUUUUGCUGCUUACUCUGAUUUCUCAGCCUCCUGCCUGGUGACAGCUCCCCACAGCUUUCCACAGGAAGAGCGGGCACUUGUGGAGCAGCACUCCUCAUUCCAGCACUCUGACUGGCACCUGGCAGCAACUGAGGCCAGAAGAGGAAUAAAUCCAGGAUUGGCCUUGGCUUCUGGAGAGUCAGAGAGCAGCAACCCCAGCCUUGUGAGUGUGGCUGUGGGUGCGGAUGAAGAUGAUGAGGCACCAGCAAAUCCUACAAGUGACUGUGAGAAAAAGCCACCCAAAAGGAAAAAGGAAAGCUCAGAGAACCAGAACUCAAGCAAUAAGGCAGAAAGCAGCAGCAAAUCACGGAAGGAAAGGACAGCUUUCACUAAGGAGCAGCUGCGGGAGCUGGAAGCUGAAUUUGCCCACCACAACUACUUGACAAGGCUCAGGAGAUACGAGAUAGCUGUGAACCUGGAUCUCACCGAAAGACAAGUCAAAGUAUGGUUUCAAAACAGAAGAAUGAAGUGGAAACGUGUUAAAGGUGGGCAAGCAGUGCCCCCACACGAACAUGACACAGAGGAUGUGGACUCUGCUGCCUCCCCCAGCUCUGAGUAGUCCCUGCAGCAAUGGGAGAGGAGUUUGGAGAAAGUCAUUGAUUGGAAUGUGGGUGCAACUGCUUAGAAUCAGCUACACAAUGAGAUCACCCUGCCUGCCCCAGUCCUGUAGCCCAUAGUCUUUAAAAGGUGCAUGAUGCUUGAGGUUACCGGGGCAAUUAAAGAGCACAGGGGGGAAAAAGCCAAGGGAGAGCAUGAUUUUGAUUUUUGUCUCUCAAACUGUCUUACUACCACAGAUGUGUCUACAGAAAAAAACAACAAACACCAAAUAGAAAACAGAGAUUCUCACCAGAAAAUCCAGACUGUUAGUCAGCAUAUGCAGCUGUAUUCUCAUCCAGGGGUCACACCUAUUUCCCUGGUCAUACCUAUUCAUUCUGCAUUUGGAUUUGACAAUGCACAUCUUCCUGUGCCCUUCUUGGAGAGAAAUAAAUACUUUGAUAGUCACUGAUUUUUCUUGCAAAAUGAGUUGAACACCUAUAUGACUAGGCAAUAAGAUUGCAAAAUAAAAUGUGAGACUAAAAACGCACACAGAAGUCAACUCACCAGUUUUAGAAGAGAUGGCUUUCACACUGACAGUCCAGAAAGGUAGGUGCUUUGUUGAUGGCAGCAAUUUGCAGAGGGAGAUUUCAUCCAGGCUUAAUGUAAAACUGAAAUUAAAUUGCGAGAUCUCAGUUUCAAAUAUUUUUUCGAAACAGUCAUUACCAAAUGUCCCAGCAGGCACAGCAGAGAUUGAACUCUCAACACAACAGCUAAAAUAUUAUUAUUUUGGUUUCAAGUUUUUCCAAUAAACUGCCACAGCACCACCUGAAGUCUUAAGAACACCUAAGAACAUUCUCACUUUAAAUUAUCCCUGCUUUCAACCAGAACCUCUAGUGUAUAAAAUUAUGAUGAUUUAGAAAAGCAUAAUGCCUGCUCCCAUUUCUUGUAUCUUUUUUGUUUAAUGCCAUAUUUUAAGCAGAAUUUCACACUAGUGUACCACAUUAUGACUAUUGAGAAUACUGGAACUUUGGUUUAAAUAUUUCAAAUGUAACCAUUAAUUGCAGCUACAGCCUUACUCUGAUGCACUGCUGUUGUGAACUGUAGAUAUGCUGGGUAUGAAUUUGUAUAUCUGGAUUCUAUGUUUAUAAAGCUGUUAGUGGUAAUUCCACUUGUA